AUGGAACAGCGUGGUGGUGGGUAUGGACAGCGGGGACCUCGCCGGCCCCGGCGGGGGUCCUGGUUCGAGGGGCAGGACGACGACGAGUCCAGGUGGGCGGGCAAGAGGAGAAACAGCCGCGACGAUCACGACGAACAAGAGCCCGCUGUGGGCAGCCCACCGGUCCACGGCACCGGCGGCGCCCCCGCCAAGAAGGACAAGAAGCAGCACCAGCAGCGUGGCGGCUUCAAGAGGCGCGGGCGGCAGGUCAGCCCCAGCCCCUCUCCGGGUCCAUCUGACCACCACCAGCAGCCGCCGCCGCAGCAGCCAAAUGGCCGACCACGGGCGGCUCGUGGCCAGCUGUGGAGCGGCGGCGGACCCUCCUUCGCCCACCUGGAGGACUACGGCGCCGCCUCCGACGACGACGGCCAAGACUACGACUACGACGACGACGACGAUGAUGAUGACGAAGAGGUCGAGGCCGAUGCAGGCGGCGGUCAGGCAGGUGGUCGGAGCCGCCCGUGGUCGCCCAGCGGCGUGGGCAAGCCGGAGGCGGGCUGCCGGGUGGCCACGUUGGCCGAUGGCCAGCGCGUGGUCGUGGUCGAUGAGGACGAGGGCGCCUCGCCCGACGCCCCGGAGCAGCAGCAGCAGCCCGCUGCAGGUCCUCCCCGGCCCGAGUUCGACUACGGCCAGCAGUGCUCCCUCGAAGAAGAUGGAGAGCACGAGUUCAAGGCGGUGCAGAACUCCCAGCACCCGCUCGAGCGGAUCGCUCUCUAUUGCGAGCACUACGUGAACGCGUUCCUGAACAGCGACGGGGGCACCCUAUACUUUGGCAUCGACGAUGACGGCCGGGUGCUGGGCGUACCGCUCAACCGCAAGCAGCGCGACCACCUGCGCCUCCGCAUCGACACCAUCGUCAGCGCGUUCAAGCCGCAGGUGGAUCCCUACCUGCUGCGCGUCAACUUCCUGAAGGUGCGGGUGUGCGACGGACCCGCCGCCGCCGCCGCCAGCACCAGCGCGGCGGCAGCGGCGCCUGUGCGCCCGUGCGGCCUGCGCUUUGUGGUGGAGGUCGUCGUGGAGCGGGGACGUGCGCCCGUCUACUUUACUUCGCACCAGUCGGCCUACAUCCGGCGCGCCGCAGCCACCAUCGUGGGCGUGCUGCUGCUGCUUCUGCUGCUGCUGCUGCUGCUGCUGCUGGAGGGAAUUGACGCCUCCCUCUGCUGGGUGGCUGGUGGGAGUGUGUACAAGAUGGACGGGUCGAUGGUGGACGAGAGGAAGCGCAUGGGGCGACCCAUCCUACCCGCCCGCCGCUCCCAGGAGGAGCCCAAACGCGGACCACCCGUCUUCGUCUCCCGCCCACCGCCCACCGGCACUCCCGACCCCACUGCCCCCGACGCUGCCUCGACCGCCGCCGCCGCUACCACUCCUCCCGCGGCGCCAUCUGGAGACGGAGCCGGUCCCGCACCCCCGGUGGUGGCUGCUGCUGCCGCCGAGUCCGCCGGUGGUACGUAG
Molecule: messenger RNA, 1491 nt
Organism: Acanthamoeba castellanii str. Neff
Lineage: Eukaryota; Discosea; Longamoebia; Acanthamoebidae
Product: divergent AAA domain containing protein
Exons: 6
Coding region: 1-1491 (496 amino acids)
Source: RefSeq, a predicted model, not a curated record